Phyllopteryx taeniolatus (common seadragon) is the source of this 2697-nucleotide messenger RNA. RefSeq names its product deltaC (gene dlc). Gene Ontology annotation, molecular function: calcium ion binding. Gene Ontology annotation, cellular component: protein-containing complex; plasma membrane. The record is from RefSeq and is a predicted model, not a curated record. Bases 94 to 2085 code for a protein of 663 amino acids. Gene Ontology annotation, biological process: establishment or maintenance of epithelial cell apical/basal polarity; Notch signaling pathway; multicellular organism development. The transcript has 10 exons. NCBI's taxonomy places the organism in Eukaryota, Metazoa, Chordata, Actinopteri, Syngnathiformes, Syngnathidae.
CGGGCUCGCGCUUCAGUCAAGUCAAGCUGCCUCGCUGCGGUGCUCGUGCUCGUGACUUUUUGGACUUUUGGCCUUUUGCCCCCCGGAGGCGUCAUGCACGCGCGCUGCCUGCUGCUCGCCCUCCUGCUGCGAGCGACCACCACGGAGUCGUCGGGCGCGUUCGAGCUGAAGAUCGAGUCGUUGACGGGCACGAGUGCGCGCGCGCUCUGCGGGCCGCCGUCGCGCGCGUGCCACCUCUUCUUCCGCGUGUGCCUCAAGCACGCGCAGGACGUCAUCGACCCCGAGCCGCCGUGCACGUACGGGACCGCGCUCACCGAGAUCCCGGCCGCCGACCCGGACUCCGUCGCCGGGAGCGCGCCCGUCAGGGUGCCCUUCCACUUCAAGUGGCCGGGAACCUUCUCUCUGAUCCUGGAGGCCUGGUCCGCCGAGUCGUCCGGACUGGACUCCGCAGAGAACCAGAACAACCUGAUCAGCCGCCUGGCGACACGGCGGCAACUGCGCGUGGGCGAGGAUUGGUCGCAGGACGUCCACUUCGGCGAGCGCGGCAGCGUGCGUUACUCGUACCGCGCGGUGUGCGACCAGCACUAUCACGGCGACGCCUGCGCCGCGUACUGCCGCCCCAGAAACGACACCUUCGGCCACUACAGCUGCCAGCGAGACGGGCGACGCCGGUGCCUGGACGGGUGGGCGGGCGACUACUGCGCGCAGCCCGUCUGCGCUUCAGGCUGCAGCGCCGAGCACGGCUUCUGCGAGGCGCCCGGCGAGUGCGCGUGUCGGCAGGGCUGGCGGGGCGAGCGCUGCGACCGGUGCGCGCGACACCCCGGAUGCGUGCACGGAACCUGCCGGCAGCCGUGGCAGUGCGACUGCGAGGAGGGUUGGGGUGGACUCUACUGCGACCAGGACCUUAACUACUGCACCAACCACAAGCCGUGCCAGAACGGGGCGUCGUGCACCAACACGGGCCAGGGCAGCUACACCUGCGCCUGCAGGCCGGGAUUCAGCGGAAACAACUGCGAGCGGGAGAACAACCUGUGCGACAGCGCCCCCUGCAGAAACGGAGGCAGCUGUAAGAAUGUGGCGGACGGCCACGCGUGCGUGUGUCCUCGGGGCUUCUCCGGGCCCGACUGCGGGACCGGCGCCGUCCUGACGUGCGCCGACGAGCCGUGCUUCAACCGCGGCCUGUGCGUGACGGCCGCGGGCGGCGGGGGGUACACGUGCCGGUGCCCGCCCGGGUACGCCGGCUCCAACUGCGAGAUGAAGGACAACCGAUGCAGCGGCGACCCCUGCGCCAACGGCGGCGAGUGCGUGGACUCGGGGGGCGCGGUUUGCCGCUGUCGUCCGGGCUUCGCGGGCCCUCGCUGCGAGACCAAUGUGGACGACUGCGCCAGCAACCCGUGCCGCAACGCCGGCACUUGCGCGGACGGAGUGGCCGACUUCAAGUGCACGUGCACGCUGGGCUUUGCGGGCAAGGACUGCUCGUUGCGCGCCAGCCCCUGCGACCGCUUCCCGUGCCACAACGGCGGCCACUGCUUCGCCCACUUCUCCGGGCCCGUGUGCCAGUGCCCGCUGGGAUUCAUGGGGGCGCGCUGCGAGUACGGCGUCGAGCCCGAGUCGGCCACGCCGUCUGCGCGGCCUCCCCGGGACCCCUUCCCCGCCGCGCUGGCUGCCGCCUGUGUGUUGGGCACGGUGACGUUGAGCCUCCUGGUGGCCGCCGCCGUCUUCGUCCUGCGGCAACUGCGGCGGGGCAACGAGUUGGCGGCCAUGUCGACGUCUGUCAAGAACGACCUGGAGGCCGUCAACAACCGACCGGCGGCCAAGGAGAGCUUCCUCCUGCCCGGGGGACACGUCAAAAUGUCCAAUAAGGACGCGGCGCUGGGUGGGGGCGGAGCCGGCCGCGGGGCUAUCUUCAAAAACAAAAUGGCGACCGACUGCAACCUGACCAAGGAGCAACACAAGUUUGACAGACUGAAGUGCGACUCGUCCACGCCAGCUCGUUCGGUGAGUUCGGUUCAAGAUGUCCGCUAUCAACCCGUCUUCGUCGUCCCCGAGCAGCUGGAACGCUGCGUCUUCGCCACUGAGGUUUGAUCUCCAGUCUCCAGAGUUUCCCGCGACUGAAAUCAACUUUAUUUCUUUUCUUUUUUUUUUUUUUUUUUUCCAUUUUCAAAUGUUUUUAUUUAUCGCUGCUGCUCAGCAGACACAAAAAGGGGAUGUGUUGUUUUUUUUUUUUUUUUUUCAUAUCUAUUUUCUCCCUGGAAAGAGAAAAAGCAGCAGAGGAAGAAAGCAAAGAUGGACUGUUUGGCAUCAUUUGCACUUUUUUUUCAUCACCGUAUUUGGCCGACGACGGCGAUGAUGGGAACGUGCGCGAACGAGGACGAGGCCUUCGACCUCAUCGUCGCUCGCCGGCGACCAGUCGGACGAACGAGCACGCGAACGGACAACCGGGCAAACAAGUGCCGACGCGUUUGGGACUGCUUUCGUUCCGCUUUGCCUUCAUCAUCUUCAUCGUCUCUCGUCGUCAUCAUCUUCGUCGUGUUUUGAUACCAAAAAAAAUGUGCGUCGUGUCUUUUUGUGUGUGUUAAUUUAAGACCAUACAAAUGUGUACAGUUUUAUUUAAUUUGUACAUAAACGUCUUCAUAUUUUUAUAUUUAACAAACGCAAUCAAGAAAUAUAUUUUCCUAAAUAAAUGACCAAAUCAAA